Tetrahymena thermophila SB210 is the source of this 13152-nucleotide messenger RNA. RefSeq names its product dynein-1-alpha heavy chain, flagellar inner arm I1 complex protein. Gene Ontology annotation, biological process: microtubule-based movement. Lineage: Eukaryota; Ciliophora; Oligohymenophorea; Hymenostomatida; Tetrahymenidae. The record is from RefSeq and is a predicted model, not a curated record. The transcript is spliced from 17 exons. Gene Ontology annotation, cellular component: dynein complex. Gene Ontology annotation, molecular function: minus-end-directed microtubule motor activity; ATP hydrolysis activity; dynein intermediate chain binding.
AUGGAGAAAGAUAAAUCAAAAUAUUAAAACUAAAAAGUUCUAAACUCACUUUCAGCAGUGAUUAGAAGUGUUUUUAUUCCUCUUGAGACUAAAUCAAACGAUCUCAAGUCAACCUUAGUAAAAUUUACAUCAUAAAUCAAUCAUUCAGCAUAGUAAGUAUCAGGGACAAUAGAUAUUGAACUCCCUUCUCAUAAAGAUGAUAUUAGCGAUUCAGAAGCAAUUAAAAAUGUUGACCUUAUGCUCAAAUAUGAAACUUUAUUGGAAUAAUGGUCUUAAACAAUUAAAGAUACUAUUAAGAAAGUUAAGGAAUAAAAGCCUGAAAACUCUCACGCCUUAGCAGAAAUUGAACUUUAAAGAUCUAAGAGUGCUAUCCUUUCAACUUUGCACCAAAAAUUGAAUGAUCCUAAAGUUCAAAUAGUAAAAUAAAGAUACCGCGAUUUCUAGUCUGACAGUGGUAACACUACUAUUGUUAUGGAUUUUGAAGCUCAAAUGAAAGAUUUGACUCAAUUAUACAAUGAAGCCAAAGAUAACGUUAAAUUCUUAAAUACUCUUGAAAGAUAAUUUAAGAUUUUGGCAUCUGAAGGGCUUGUUGGUGUAGAGGAAACUCUACCUUCCUUAAUGACUGGUCUUAGAACUAUUUGGAUUAUCUCAAGACAUUAUCAAUCAGAAGAUAAAAUGUAGAAUUUACUUUCUUUAAUUUCAGAUGAAAUUGCAGAUAAGGUAGAGAGUGAAAUUAAAAUUACUGAACUCUUCAAGUUAUCUGAUGAAUUUUCUUCUUAUGAAACUUAAUUGCAGCAAUCAAUUGAAUUAAUUGCUUAAGGUAGACGUAUCCUAACAACUUGGAAGACACUUUACAAAAAAACUAAACAAAAAAUUGAAGAAGAAGGUCUUGAUAGAUGGGAUUUCACUGUUCCUGCUUUAAAUAACCGUAUCGAACACAUGGUUGGUGUUUUAACUGAGCUUGAAGCAAACACUGAUAUUAUAAAGAGCUUCUUAGUAUUCUUAGGUCCCAAUCUAAAGGCUGUCACAGGUAAUUCUGAAGGUAUUGAUAACCUUGUUACAGAAGUUAAAAAGCUAGUUAUUCCCUAUCAAAACCCUAAAGUCAAUUUAUUCCAAAAAUAACAAUCUCACUAAUGGAAUCAGCUCUCUGCAAAGUUUAAAGCUGAUAAAGGCUAGAUUAGUGAAAAAACUAUUAAAUUAAUUAAUGAAACUUUCCGUGAUCUUAGAUCUGCAGAAGGUGCUUUCGAUUUACUCCUUAAAUUUAAGGACGUUCAUACAAUUAAAGAAAUCCAAGAGUAAUUACAAAAGAAAUACUCAGAAGUUUUGUAUAGAUACGAAAGAGAAGUAGAUCAAAACAGAUAACUCUUUGAAAAUGGUAAAGCUUUGCUUAAAAAUAGUAAAGGAUUCUUAGUUAUUAGUAAGAAUAAACCACCUGUAGCAGGUUCUAUUGCUUGGGCUUUGUCAAUUUACUAUAGAGUUUAGAGACCUAUUAUGAAAUUCAAGAAGAAAGAAGGAGAAUUAGACAAAGACAGCUAUGAUAAUGUAAAAAAAGAUUACUUGAAAUUAGCCAAGGCAAUAGACGAAUAUUAAUUGGCAAACUUCAAAGAGUGGAAUGAAAAAAUAAGAGAAAAAGCUAUGGGUUUCCUGAAAUAAAAAAUUCUAGUAAAAAAUGAAAGAUUUGAGGUCAACUUUUCUCAAGAAUUUAGAGUUCUCAUUAAAGAAGCCAAACAUUUAGAAAAAAUGGGAUACCCAAUCUCUAAAACAAUUAUUAAUAUAUCUCUCUAAGAAAAAGAAUAUUAUAUUUAUAUCGAUAAAUUACACAGCAUGCUUAAUGAAUAUUAUGAUGUUGUAGACUCACUUUCUGAAAUUGAAAAAAUAUUGCUCGAUCAGCCCAUUUAAAAGCUUAAUAAGGAAUUAGAUCCAGGUAUUGAAAGUUUGAAUCUUUCUUCACUUGGUAUUCCAGAUUUUAUUGAUAAGUGUACUAAAGCUAUCAAUGAAUUCAAAGAAACUAAAAAGAAAGUAGAAAAAAGUGCUAGCCACAUUGAAGAAUUCGUUAGAAAUAUCGAAGAAGCUAAAAUUUUCAAAGACUAUGACUUUGAAAGCAGAAAAGAUCCUAACUCUAAUACUAUCAAUAUUCCAACUGCUAAUGAAUUUAUGACUUAUUUUGAUGAAAACAUGAAUAAAGUUGUUAGUGAAUGUGUUGAAAAGUAUAAUAUGAUUGGAGACUAAUUUUUAAAGAAUAUUGAAGAAACAAUUAUUGGAACUUAAAAUGUCUUACAAGGAUAUAGCUCAUAAAAAAUGAAAGAAUAUUAUUACUACUGGGAACGUAGAGUUUACAAUGCCCUCAUUAAGAUGAUUUUAAGGGCUUUACUUUCCUUAAAAAACCUUAUGCAAUAACCAGGAACAAAAUCUCUACCUCUAUUCUAAAUUACCUAAGAGUACGAUCACCCUACUCCUAGUACUAAUCCUCCAACUCCUGAAGUAGAAAGCUAUUUAAAUAAAAUUAAAACUAACAUUCUCUCAACUGCUAGUUAAUUCUGGAGAUGGAAAGAUGGAAGAAGAAUCUUUUGUGAGCCUUUGAUUGGCAAUAAUGAUGAAAAAGUUUAAAGAUACACUUUCCUCGAUUAAGUAAAUGAGAAUCACGUUAUUACUUAAGUUUGUUUCUAAAUUGCAGACAUACAAAAGAAGGCUUUCAACAAAGCUACUUCAUUUAAAGAAAUGUGGGAAGAAGAUAAAAGAAAAUCCCUUUGGGAUCAUAAAGCCAAACUAAAUAUUGAAAAAUUAGUUGAGAAAAAACCAUCUACUGUUUAGCUUGAAAGAAAGAUGAUGCUUUACAAAAAUUUAGUUUUAGAAUUCGACGAAAUGCUCAAAGAAAGAAAUGCUCUUUUCAUUAGUGUGCAUUUUGGAAAUGUAAUCAAUUCGUUUAAGAACUAAGCUAAGGAAUGGCUUGAUAAACAUGGUAAUGUAAUGAGAGUCAUUGGUGAAAGAGAACUUCAAGAAAUAAAGAAAGAAAUUGAAGAAUAUCAUAAGAAGCUUGAUAGCGAACCUAGUCAUAUUGAAGAAUUAAAAAGAAUGCUUAAUGAAAUUACAGAAAUCUUAAACCAAUCUAUGAUUAUGGAAUUUAAGAUUUCAGAUGUGACUGAAAAGUUCAGAACCUUAAAGCAAUAUGAAUAAAAUGUCGAUCCUGAAUUAAUGGAAGAAGCUUUUACUCUUGGCAAGAAGUGGGAUGAUUUAGUUAAAGAAGCUAAGAAAAAAGAUAAAAAAUUAAAAGAAACAAAAGAAACUUUUGCUAACGUUACAAAGGAUGAUGUUGCUCAGUUUAAAGAAACCUUAAAGGAACUAUUUUAAGAGUACAAGUCCUCUGGUCCUGGAGCUUAAGAAACUAACUUAGAUGAUGGCUUGGAGAGUCUUCAAAAAUACAAAGAAAAGGUUAUUGAAUUCAACAAGAGAAAAGAUGAACUCGUUCUUGCUGAAAAACUUUUCAACUUACCUAUAUCUACUUUCAAAGAACUAGUUAUGAUUGAAGAAGAAAAUAAAAAGUUAAAUAUUUUAUAUGAGACCUACAGAGAAUUGAGAUCAAACAUUAAAGAAUGGUCUACAAUGCUUUGGGCCAAAUUAGAUGCAGAAAUGCUCAGAUAAGGCUCUGAAGAAUAUGAAAAAAAGAGAAAGAAAUUAAAUAGAUAAUAUGAAGACAACUGUGUUUUCUAAAAGUUGUCUCAAAAAAUUACAGAUUUCAAAAAUUCUAUUCCACUUAUUCAGUAGCUUAAGAGUGGUGCUAUUACUGAUAGACAUUGGAAUAAAUUGAUGAAAGAAACUGGAACAAAAAUUGAAACUAACAUUAAAACUCUUACUCUUGAACAAGUAUUUGCCUUAAAUCUAUAAAAUUUCCCAGAAAAAGUUAGCGAAAUCGUCAACGAAGCAAAUCAAGAACAUAAAAAUGAAGAAGAAAUUAUGAAGAUUGAGCAAGCUUGGAAGACAGAAUCAUUCGAACUUGCUAUGCAAAAGAAAGGCCGUUGCUACAUGUUAAAGAAUACUGAUUAGAUUAAGCUAAUUUUAGAAGAUCAACAAGCAAAUCUCUAAACUGUUGCUUCAUCUCGUUAUGUAGCUGCUUUUGUUAAAUAAAUUCGUCAUUGGGAGCAAGCAUUAAACAGAAUUAGUGAAAUUAUUGAUGUUUGGCUUAUUGUGCAAAAGAAAUGGUAAUAUCUUGAAAGUAUUUUUAUUGGUUCUGAAGAUAUCCGUCAAUAACUUCGUGAAGAAGCUAAAAAAUUUGAUAAAAACGACAAAACAUUCAUCAAAAUUAUGGAAUAAACUUAUAAAAAUCCAAAUAUUUACACUUGUUGUGUUACAAAUGAAAAUCGUCUUAUGGAACUUAAAACUCUUUCUGACGAGCUUGAUAAGCGUCAAAAGUCAUUAUCAGAUUAUUUAGAUACAAAAAGAGGUAUCUUCCCUCGUUUUUACUUAUUGUCAGAUGAUGAUCUUCUUUCUAUCCUUGGUAACUCUGAGCCUGCUGGUGUUUAACCACAUAUGCUUAAACUUUUUGAUAAUUGUAAAGAAUUGAAGUUUGGUAAGAGUGGUAAAUUAAUUACUGGUUUGGAAUCUGAAGAACAAGAAAAGUUUGACUUGUUUGAACCUUAAAAACCUGAAGGAGCAGUAGAAAUUUGGAUGAAGCGUGUUGAUGAAGAAAUGCAAUCUACUCUCCAUAAAAAGACUAAAGAAGGAGUAUUUACUUAUGCUCAAAAAGAGCGUAUUCAAUGGGUACUUGAAAACUUGGGAAUGAUAGCUAUUGUAGGUGCUUAAAUUUGGUGGACAUGGCGUGUAGAAGAUGUUUUCCGUAAAGUAAGAGAAGGCAACAAGCAUGCUAUGAAAUAAGAAAAUUCAAAACAAACAAAAGACUUGAAUGAUUUAAUUGAUUUAGUUAGAACUGACUUGAAUGAUCAAGAUAGAAAAAAAGUUAACACCCUUAUUAUUGUUGAUGUCCAUGCUAGAGAUAUCGUUUCAAAUUUCGUCAGAGAUUCCAUUUUGGAUGCUAGAGAAUUUGAAUGGGAGUCUUAAUUAAGAUUCUAUUGGAUACAAAAUGAAAAUGAUAUUAGAAUUCGUUAAUGCACUGGUCAGUUUACUUAUGGUUAUGAAUAUUAGGGUUUGAAUGGACGUUUGGUUAUCACUCCUCUUACAGAUAGAUGUGUUAUGACUUUAACUACUGCUCUUUCAUUUAAGAUGGGUGGUGCUCCUGCUGGUCCAGCAGGUACAGGUAAAACUGAAACUGUAAAAGAUCUUGCAAAGUCUCUGGCCAUCAGAUGUUGUGUUACUAACUGUGGUGAUGGUUUGGAUUACAAGGCUAUGGGUUUCAUCUUUUCAGGUCUUUGUCAAACAGGUUUCUGGGGUUGCUUCGAUGAAUUCAAUAGAAUCAAUGCUGAUGUGCUUUCAGUUGUUGCAGUCUAAAUUAAAACUAUCUAAACUGCUUUGGUUUAAGGUAAGAGCACUCUUGAACUCAUGAAAAAAGAACUCAAUCUUAAAACUACUAUUGGUAUUUUCGUUACAAUGAAUCCUGGUUAUGCAGGUCGUACCGAACUUCCAGAUAACCUUAAGGCACUUUUCAGACCAGUAACAAUGGUUGUUCCCGAUACCAAUAUUAUUUGUGAAAUUAUGCUUAUGUCUGAAGGUUUUAAUGAAGCUAGAAUUUUAGCUAAAAAAAUGAAUGUCUUAUAUAAGCUUGCAAAAGAACAACUUUCAAAAUAGUACCAUUAUGAUUUUGGUCUAAGAGCUCUAAAAUCAGUCUUGGUCAUGGCAGGUGCUCUGAAGAGAGAAGCUUAAGACAUGGCUGAAGAACUCACUUUGAUGAGAGCUUUAAGAGAUAUGAAUAUGCCUAAAUUUAUUUUCGAAGAUGUUCCACUUUUCAUGGGUUUGAUUUCAGAUCUUUUCCCUAAUAUGGAUAUUAAGAGAAAACCUUAUGAAAAGAAAGAUAAAAUCAUUGAAGUUAUGGAAAGUCUUGGAUUAUAAAAAGAAUUACCUAAGCAGAUUGAUAAGGUAGUUUAGCUUUUUGAAACAAUGUUAACACGUCAUACAACUAUGGUUGUAGGUCCAACUGGAUCAGGUAAAUCUACUAUCAUAGAAAUAUUAAAAAAGGUUGAAAGUGUUACUAUUUACUGCAUGAAUCCAAAGGCUAUCACUGUAAAUGAGCUUUACGGAACUAUGGAUAUGCAAACAAGAGAAUGGAAAGAUGGUUUGCUUUCAAAGAUUUUCCGUAUUGCUAACGCUGGACCAGGAAAUGAGAUGCGCUGGAUUCUUUUUGAUGGUGAUGUUGAUGCUGUUUGGGUAGAAAAUAUGAACUCAGUCAUGGAUGACAACAAAUUGCUAACACUUAUUAAUGGUGAUCGUAUUCGUUUAGAGCGUUAUUGCAAGCUUCUUUUUGAAGUCUACGAUCUACAGUAUGCUUCUCCUGCUACUAUUUCUCGUUGCGGUAUGGUCUAUGUAGAUCCAAAAGAUUUAGGAUAUGCUCCUUACUAUGACAAAUGGCUCAAUAAAUGGAGUAAAUUUGAGGCUUUGCAUGAAGCAUUAGUAGAUUUCUUCUAGAAAUAUAUUCCUCCCUUGAUUAAUCUCAUAUUUGAAGGUAUAGAAAACGAUGAAGUUACUACUCCCAUUCCCUUCUUAAUUCCUCGUACAAACCUCAACUUAGUUGAGCAAAUGACUCGUAUUAUGGAUUCUAUGCUUAAUGAAGAUGAACCUUAACAAGAAGUAGAUAUUAUUGAACUUAUGUACAUUUUCUCAAUAGUAUGGUCCCUAGGUGCAUGCUUAAAAGUAGAAGGAAGAAAGCGUUUCGAAGAUUUCCUUCGUGGCAUUAGUGGUCGUGCUCUUCCUGCUACAUCUCUUUACGAUAACUACUUUGACUAUGAAAAAUCUAAGAACUUUAUUACAUGGGAAAAGCUUGUUUAAGGAUAUCAACCUCCUAUUGAUGGUAAAUUCUCAAAGAUUUUAGUACCUACAGUUGAUACUUAGCGUUUUUCUUUCAUCCUUGGAUAACAUAUUAACAGUAAAAAGCCUUGCUUAUUCGUUGGUGAAUCAGGUACUGCUAAGACUGUUAUCAUUUAAAACUUUUUGAACAACUCUUUGAGUACAGACUCUUAUAUGAAAUUGAAUAUAAAUUUCUCAUCUCGUACUACUAGUUAGGAUCUCUAACGUAACAUAGAUGAUAACAUCGAUAAACGUACAGGUCGUAUUUUUGGUCCAAAGAACCCUGGUAAAUAAUUGGUUGUAUUUAUUGAUGAUUUGCACAUGCCAACAAUCGAUAUUUAUGGUACUUAGCAACCUAUCGCUCUCCUGAAAUUCCUUGUUGAAAAAGGCUAUAUUUACGAGCGUGAAGGAAAUCUCGAUUAAAAAAUUAUUAAAGAUAUUCUAUUUGUUUCUGCCAUGCUCCCUCCUGGUGGUGGUACUAAUUCUGUUGACCCUCGUUUCUUAUCCCUUUAUUCAACUUUCACUCUUAUCUUCCCUUCAACUGAAACCCUGGAAGUCAUUUACUCAAGUAUCCUAAAAGCUCAUGUUGAAUCCUUCCCAGAAGAAAUCAAAGCCUUGGUUAAAAAAAUAACUUCUGGAACUCUUUUCCUUUAUAGAUCUAUUGUUGAUUAACUUCCUCGUACUCCUGUGAAAUUCCAUUAUAUUUUCAAUCUUCGUGAUUUGUCUCGUGUUUAUGAAGGUCUAUGUCGCUCUACUAUAGAUAAAUUUAGCGUAAAAGAAGCAUUCCUCCGUUUAUGGAGAAAUGAAUCCAUGCGUGUCUUCUAAGAUCGUCUUUUAACUGAAGAUGAUAGAAAUUUAGUUUCUAGACUAUUCUAACAAAUAGUUAGUGAAAACUUUGCAGAAUCAUAAGAAUAAAUUCUAAGUGAACCACUCUUAAUUGGUGAUUACUUAUUAGCUGCUCCUGCUGAUCCUGAAGCUGUUGAUCCUUAAUUAUAUGAAGAACUAGGAGAUUAUGAAAGAGUUAAAACUAAAUUAGAAAGUAUGUUAUUAGACUAUAACGAAACUGAAGGAAACAAAGAAAUGAACUUGGUUCUCUUUAAUGAUGCCCUUUUCCACAUUACAAAAAUACAUCGUAUAGUCAAAAUCCCUCGUGGACAUGCUUUAUUAGUUGGUUAUGGUGGUUCAGGUAAGUAAUCACUAACAAAGUUGGCUUCAUUCACUGCUGGUUAUUAAAUAUUUACUAUCACUCUUACUCGUGGUUACCGUGAAAGAGAAUUUAGAGAUGAUCUUAAAAAGCUUUAUGAAAUUCUUUGUCAUGGACCUUGCACUUUCCUAUUUACAGAUUCUCAUGUUAUUGAAGAAGGUUUCUUGGAAUUACUAAAUAAUAUGCUUUCAAUUGGUAUGGUACCCGCUUUGUUCGAUGAUGAAGGCAAAAAGUAAAUGGGUGAUUUAGUUAGAGAAGAAGCUAAAAAGAAAGGUGUCAAUGAAAGCAAGGAUGAUUUAUGGAAUUACUUCUUAGAAAAAGUAAGAGAUAACUUGCAUAUUAUUAUGUGUAUGUCACCUGCAGGUGAUACUUUGAGAAUCCGUUGCAGAAAUUUCCCAGGUUUAGUUUCAAACACAAGUAUAAAUUGGUUCUUCCCUUGGCCAGAUGAGGCUCUUCAUGCUGUCGCUGUAAAUUACCUCGAAGAAGUUGAGGACAUUGGCCAAUUCAAAGAAAAUAUUACUAACCACAUCGUCUUAGUACACACAAGUGUUCAAAAAUAUUCAGUUGAUUUUGAAUUAUAGCUUAAACGUAAGAAUUUCUCUACCCCUAAAAACUAUCUUGAUUUCUUGAGUAACUACAAAAAAAUGCUUGCCAACAAUCGUAAAAAAUUCAAUGAUAUGAUAAAGCGUUAUGAGGUUGGUCUUGAUAAGCUUGAAUAAGCUGCUUAACAAGUUAAAAAAUUAUAAGUAGAACUCCAAAAGAAAGAAGUUGAGGUCACUCAUGAGUUUAAUGAAGUUAAACAAUUGCUUGACAUUAUUAAAGAAAAGAAAGAAAUUGCAGAAAAGGCUUAAAAUGUUGCAACUGAAAAAAAGAAAGAAUUAGAUAUCGAAACUGUUUAGAUUAAUGAAAGUAAGAAAGAAGCUGAUAGAAUUUUGUAAGAAGCUAUUCCUAUCUUAGAAGAAGCUCAAGCAAGUUUAAAUAAAAUAAAGAAAGAAGAAUUAGUUAAUAUGAAAGCCUUAGCUAAUCCUCCUGCUCCAGUCAAGGCUGUUGCAUAAUGUUUGUAAAUUUUGCGUCCUAAUGGAAAUGAAAACGAAGCUGAUGGAUGGCCUGGUGCUAAAAUUAUGAUGAACGAUCCUGGUAGACUUAUAUCAAAUCUUUAAGGGUAUGAUAAGCAAAUCCAUAAAGUGAAAGAUUAACACAUCAGUAAGAUCAAUAAGAUUACUUCAGAUCCUUAAAACAGAUUUGCUGAAAUCGCAAGUAUUUCUUCUGCUGCAGCAGGUUUGUAUGGUUGGGUCAGAAGUACAGUAAACUUGUAUGAAGUCCACAAAAAAGUUAAUCCUCUCAAAAAGAGAGUCGAAGAAAUGACAAUCAAGCAAGUAUAACUUUAAGAAGAUUUACAAAAGACAGAAUAACUUUUGAGUGAAUUAGAUGCUUAAUUGACUGAUUUAGAAUCAAACAGAGAAAAGAAACAAGUGAUUUUAGAUGAUUUAACUCAGGAAGCAAAUAUUAUGAGAAGAAGAAAAGAUGCUGCUGAAAAACUUAUUAAUGGUUUAGGAAGAGAAAAGGAAAGAUGGACAUAAGAUAAAGAAGAUUUAAAAAUUAAGGUUGUUAAGCUUAUUGGAGACUGUUUAUCUUGUUCAAGUUUCCUCUCUUAUGCAGGUCCAUUCGAUUAUACUUUCCGUCAAAAAAUGGUAUUUGAACAUUGGAGAAAAGAUGUUGGAGAGAAAUAAAUUCCUUGUUCAGACGAAUUCAUCUUAGAAGAUCUCUUAACAAGUGAGGUAGAAAAAUCUCAAUGGGCAAGUGAAAGUUUACCUGGUGAUGAACUUUCUAUUUAGAAUGGUAUUUUAACAACAAGAGCUUCAAGAUGGCCUUUGUGUAUAGAUCCUUAGUUAUAGGCUGUAACUUGGAUUAAGAGAAGAGAAGAAAAGGACACUGGUUUCAGAGUUUUGAACUUAAAUGAUGGUGCAAAUGUUUUCUUGAAACCCUUAGAAAAUUGUAUUCGUUUUGGUAAACCUUGUCUUUUCGAAAAUGUUGAUGAAGAAUUGGAUCCUACUAUUGACCCCAUUCUAGAAAGAAACUUUAUUAUUAAAGCUGGUUUAAAGCUUAUUAAACUUGGUGAAAACGAAUUCGAUUACAAUGAGGAAUUCAGAUUAUACUUUACUACUAAGUUAGCUAAUCCCAAAUAUACUCCUGAAAUUAUGGGUAAGACAAUGGUCAUCAACUAUACAGUUACUCGUGACGGUCUUCGUGAUUAACUUUUGAAUGUCGUUGUAGGAUUUGAACGUCCCGAUAAAGAAAAGUAAAGAUUAGAGCUUGUUUAAUCCAUGAGUGAAAAUAAAAAGAAAUUGAAAGAAGCAGAAGAUGAAUUGCUUCAACGUUUAUCUGAAGCUAAAGGUUCUUUGUUAGAUGAUGAUGAACUCAUUCAAACUCUUGAACAGACAAAAACUAAAUCUAUUGAAAUUGCAGAAGCAAUUAAGAUUGGUGAGCAAACAAAGAUAGAAAUCGAAACAGCUUGUAAAUAGUAUGAACCAGCUGCUAUGAGAGGUGCAAUUCUUUUCUUUGCAAUGAGCUCUCUUUCUGCUAUCUCUGAAAUGUAUGAAUACUCACUGGCUUCAUAUCUAUAAGUUUUCAACUAAUCCCUUCGUGAUGCACGUAAAGAUAAUAUCCUUGAAAACAGACUUCGUAAUAUCAUGGAUCGUUUAACAUUAAAUGUUUACGACUAUACCUGUCUUGGUAUUUUCGGUCGUCAUAUUCUUAUUUUUGCAUUGUAAAUGACACUUAUGAUCAAAGAAGAAAGAAAUUUACUUAACCGUGAAGAGCUUAACUUCUUCUUAAAGGGUAACACUUCUCUUGAAUAAGUUACUAGACCAAAACCAUAUAAAUGGAUACCAGAUCAAGGUUGGAAGGACAUGCAAAAGUUAAUUACUAUUGAUAAAGAAUAUGCAAACUUGAUCAAUGAUUUGGAAUAAAAUGAACAAAUUUGGAAGAAGUGGUAUGAUUUAGAAAAACCUGAGUCAGAGCUUCCAAGCAAUUAUCGUAAGUUAGAACCCUUCUAGACUCUUUUGUUCUUAAGAGUUUUCCGUUCAGACAGAGUCAUUAAUGGUGUUAAGAGAUUCAUUAUUGACUAUUAUAACAACAAUAACCAUUUCGUACAACCUCCAACUGCUAAUUUCAAUAAAAUAUUCGACUAAUCUCACGAGCGUUCUCCUAUAGUCUUUAUUCUUUCUCCAGGUGCUGAUCCAUUGAGUGAUGUCUAGAAGCUUGGUGACUAACUAGGUUUUACUGGUAAUAAAUUCAGAUUCCUUUCUCUUGGUUAAGGUAUGGAACAAGAGGCAACACAGUUCGUAGAAACAAGUUCAUAAAGAGGUCAUUGGUUAAUGCUUAUGAAUUGCCAUUUACUUCCAAACUGGCUUAAAAACACUCUCGAAAAGCAAUUAGAAAAUAUGCAUAAACCUCAUAAAGAUUUCAGACUUUGGCUUACCACAUAACCCACCGACAGAUUCCCACUUGGUAUCCUUCAAAAAUCACUUAAAAUUGUAACAGAACCACCAGAUGGUUUAAGACCUAAUAUGAAGGGUACUCUUUCUAAGAUCAACGAAAAAGAUUUAGAUUCAUGUACUCAUGAAGCAUUUAAACCCCUCGUUUAUGUGGUUUCAUUCUUCCACGCUAUUGUCCAAGAUAGAAGAAAGUAUGGUAAGAUUGGUUGGAAUGUUUCUUAUGACUUUAACGAAUCUGACUUUAGAAUAUCUUUCCACUUGCUUAAUCUUUAUUUGACAAAGGCUUAUGUUAAUAAAGAUGAAUCUAUCCCUUGGAACUCUCUUAAAUAUUUAAUUGGUGAAGCAAUGUAUGGUGGUAGAGUUACUGAUGAUUUCGAUAGAAGAGUUCUUGUUUGUUACUUGGAUGAAUAUAUGGGAGACUUCUUAUUUGAUAAGAAUAGAGAAUUUUUCUUUGCUAAAGUAGAUGAUGUCACCUACUCCCUACCCAAGUAAAUGAAUCUUGAAGGUUACAUUAAUACAGUUAAUGAAAUUCCUAUUAUUAACUCUCCUGCAGUUUUUGGUUUACAUCCAAAUGCAGAAAUUAUGUAUUACACAAAUGCUGCUAAAGAUCUAUGGGAUAAUAUGCUUACUCUUCAAGUAUAGGGAAGUCAUAGCAGUUCAAGUGAUAACAAAGAUGAAUACAUAGAUAAUAUUGCUUCAGAUAUAUUAAGUAAAUUACCUUCAAUAUGGGAUGUCUUCCUCCUCAGAAAAGAAGCUGGAGAGGUCUUGCAACCAACUACAGUUGUGUUGUUCUAAGAGUUAGAACGUUUCAAUAUGUUGAUAUUAAAGAUUUAGAGCUCUCUUUAUAACUUAAAAAGAGCACUUAAGGGUGAAAUCGGUAUGAGUUCUGAAUUGGAUGAGCUUGCUAUUUCACUUUACAAUGGUUUCUUACCUUCAAUUUGGGCUAAGCUUGCUCCUUAAACAGAAAAGAAAUUAGGUUCUUGGAUGGAACAUUUCUUGAAUCGUGUUAAAUAGUAUAGAGAAUGGACUACAAACGGUGAACCUGCAGUUAUAUGGCUUUCUGGUAUCCAUAUUCCUGAAUCUUACUUAACUGCUUUAGUCUAGACAACCUGUAGAGCUAAAUAAUGGGCUCUUGAUAAGAGUACUCUAUACACAGUUGUAACAAACCAAAAAUCAGCAGAGCAAAUCAAAAAGAAACCUGAGCAUGGCUGUUAUGUUCGUGGUUUCUAUUUAGAAGGAGCUUAAUGGGAUUUAUCUAAAAACUGUCUUAAACGUUAAAAUCCUAAAGAACUCAUCUUUGAAAUGCCACUUAUUUAGAUUAUUCCAGUAGAAGCUAAUAAACUCAAGCUUAAGGACUCCUUGAACACACCUGUCUAUGUUACUUAAAAUAGAAGAAAUGCAAUGGGUGUAGGUUUAGUCUUUACUGCAAAUCUUAGAACUGAAGAGCAUCCUUCUCAUUGGGUACUUCAAGGUGUUUGCUUGGUUCUCAAUGUAGAUUUCUGA